UUAGGAACGUCAUGCUUGAUAAUGUCAUCCCAAAUUGACAUAAAUUGCGAGUACAUCCAUACAACACCAGUUUUUAACUUUCAUUAACUAUUAACUAGUCAAAAGGUCGGAACAUGGCCAAAAGAUUUACCAAACCUUCAAUUAAUUGGGUAGAAUUAGAAAAAUUAGUGCCACCUGAACAGAAAGGGAACUACUUGGCUUUUAAGGCAAAAUCUGAUGCCUAUUUUAGGAGAGUGCAAGCAAAUCCACCCGAGCCACCUAAAAUCGACUGGGCGGAAUACCAGAAAUUUUGCCCGCUGCCAGGCCUCGUGGACCAGAUGAAGUCGUCCUACGAGGCUUACAAAGUGCCCGUCCCGGCAGACAGCCUUACGGCUGCCAUUGACAAGCAGUGGGAGGGCUUACAGCCGGAGAUAAAAGCGUACGUCGCUGAACGACAGAAGGAAAUCGACUUGGCCACAAAGGGUAUAAAUUACAUCAACUCUCUACCAAAGUUCGACGUGAUGACCUUGGAGAUGGUCUACGACAUGUACCCCGGGAUCGCGCUGGACCCGGUGAACCGGCCGACCUUCUGGCCGCAUACGCCGGAAGAACAGCCGGGCUAUAGGACAGCAGAGCAGCGGGACUUCAAGCAUUGGGAUGUAUUUACUCCAAAAAAGUAGAUUUUGCUAGUCGGUGUGUAUUGUGUUUUCAUGUUUAAUUGAAACGAGUACGAGAGAUAACUCAAGUUAUUUUGUUUUUAAUAUAAGCUAAAAAAAAUUUUUAAAUGCGUUCAGAAAAUUAGAUUAGGUACUCUCCUUGUAUCAUGGUUUUUAAAAUGUUUAGUGUUGUAGCCUUUAAAAUGAAUAUUCUUUUUGAAUAAAUUAAACGUCACUGAUAGUCUAAAUUGAA
This is a messenger RNA of Cydia pomonella (codling moth), 888 nucleotides long. RefSeq names its product ATP synthase subunit d, mitochondrial-like. Gene Ontology annotation, molecular function: proton transmembrane transporter activity. The record is from RefSeq and is a predicted model, not a curated record. NCBI's taxonomy places the organism in Eukaryota, Metazoa, Arthropoda, Insecta, Lepidoptera, Tortricidae. The coding region runs from base 114 to 659 and encodes 181 amino acids. The transcript is spliced from 3 exons. Gene Ontology annotation, biological process: proton motive force-driven ATP synthesis.